AUGCGGUCCAGCAUUGCCUGCUCUCGGUGCCGCCGAAGCAAAAUCAAGUGCGUCAAUGCAGGCAUUGACACCACCUGUCGAGCCUGCGAAUCCACCGGUCGCGAGUGUGUAUAUCCUGCCCCUGCCAUUGGCGGCGCGUCAUCUAAGCGAGACCUCGCUGCCACUCUAGACGGCGACGACCGCGCCGUCGACUGGGACAAUCCCAAGAGGUCACGACCGAGAAAAGUCGUCGGCCCGUCGGGUUCUGCCGCUAAGGAUGCCGCGAAAGCAAACGCCGACGUGCUCGACUCGCCCAUCUUGACCCCCAAGGUGUGGGAGACUUUGUCGGAUCGCUUUCAGUCUCACUUCGCCGCUUUUCUGCCGUUCAUUGACCCCAUCACAUUUCGCAAGCAAGUCGGCCAACUCGCUGCUUCGCUCCAGGAUGGCCAGUCCGCUGCCGAAAACGCCUCGCAAAGCCCCGUGCCCAAGCCGGAGAUAUCGCCGUUGAUUCUCCUGGGUGUGCUGGCGCUGACGGCACGCUUUCAUCCCUCGCUAGUGUCGUAUCACUCUCCUGCCGCGACCAAGCCCAACCCGUCCGCGGCGUCCGAGUUCUAUGCUGCUGCCCUACGGCAUCGUCUCGCCGGGUCCGAUGGCCUGGGUUUCGCCCUACCCGACUUGACUCGGGUCCAGGCAUUAUUGAUGCUUGCCUUGCACGAAUGGGGCAUGUGCCGUGGAAAAAGCGCCUGGGUGUAUGUAGGCAUAGCCAUUCGACUGUCGCAAGCUAUGGGUCUUUCGUACGAUCUAGAAAACGAGUAUGCUGUGACUCGGCCAUCGGCACUCAAACUCGAGGCAGAUCUCAGCCCAGACGCCGUGAUUGCCCAGGAAACGAAGAGAAGAACUUUCUGGGCUUGUUUUAUCAUGGAUCGAUGUCUCAGUAGCGGAAAGCAUCGACCGCGGAUGCUCAAAGUUCGUGAGCUAGCUAUCCAACUGCCCAGCGACAAUGCGCUCGAAGGUGAACGGGUCAGAACGUCCCGUCUGUGUGAUAGCCCAGCUCGCCGCCCUUCUAGUAUUGAUGGCCCUGGCGUGCAGAUUCCCAGCCUGCGCCAAAGCUUUUCUUAUAAUACGGAUGAGAAGCUUCGCAAUGGGUCGACGGAUACGAAAGCAUGGUCACCUGUCGCGACUCGUAAUGAUUCUGGUGAUCAUGAGAUUGAUCGCUGGGAAGUUGGCGCAGAAGAAGCGGUCUCGAGUCGUGUUAUUCGGAUCAUUAGAAUCUGGGGCAGUAUCGCUAAAUGGGCAUGUGCUGGAGGUCGACGAAACGAGUCUUACGGACCAUGGCAGUCAGAGUCGCGCUUUUCCCAGCUACGGACCAACCUGGCCGAGUUUCAAGACAGUUUACCCAAAAAAAUCCAGUAUUCCCAGCGGAACAACGACAAGUAUACCAUGCAAAUAACACCUUUUUUGCCGUCUUACAUGGUCAUGCAUGUUGUGUAUUUCCUGUCUUUGAUUGUUCUGCAUCGAGCCUAUCUCCCAUUCCUCCCCCUUCGAUGCAACGAACCAGUUGGCCCGCUAGAUGAACCAACUUUUCCUCGAGAAAAGUAUGCGGUACCUGAAGGAUUCUGGCGUGAUAGUACAAGAGAAUUGUUCCGAGCAGCCAGGCAAAUGCUGGAUCUGGUGAUGGCUUGCCAAGAUAAACAUGUUCUCGAGACCCCGCUAGUUGGAUUCGCUAUUUACAAUGCAGCAUUCAUGGGAGUUUACGCCGCUCAUUUCAGCCACCUGGAUAUCGAUGGAUACUUAUCAAGCAAACGCUCGCUCUCACCUCCCUCGGCUGCAACCAUUACCCAACCGCAGGUACUGACGCAGCGUGCAUUGAAUAUUCUACGUGAUAUGCGCCCUCGAUUGAAACUGGCUACAGGGUGGUUCCGCACUUUGAAUCGGCUGCAUAGCUAUUACAUCAAAGUCAAGAAAGACUUCAAAUCGCACUCACGCGGCAUAGAUGGCGUUGAUGCCUCCAAUGGAUCACGGCUCGUUCGUGAAGGUGGGCCAGGCGGAGGCGUCGAGGAGUUCAAGCUUCUUGAGAAAAUCUUCCUUGAAUUCGGCGACAUUGAUGAUCGAAUUCCCGAGGCAGCAUCCCCAGAGGAAGAUGAUGCCGCACAAGCAAUCCCCAUGUCAGAGCGCGGCGUCGCCCUGAGCGACAACGGCAGCAACGCCGUUAAGAGUGAAUCCGGCGACUCCCAAAUCGACGGCGUGGCCCAACAACGACGCGAAUCUUGGGUACCCAUAAACAGCUCCUCCAACACCGCAAACCUACCCCCUCCUCCUCCCGACAACGGCCGUCGUCCAAGCCUCCCUUCGCUCCAGCGGUCCCUCCAACCGCAAUCACCAUACUCCCUCCCAUCGCUCCAACACCACAACUCCAUCUCCUCCACCACAUCACCCAGCUAUCCCUCCCUCACAUCCCCCGCAGCCUACAGCUCUGCACCGCCCAGCCAACCACUCUACGCGCCAAACCGUCUUCAGCCUCUGAACUCUUGGGUCACAUCACACCAGCAAGGCCCUCCCCCCUCCUACUCCCAGUCUCUUCCCCCCAUCAACGCCAACGCUCACUCCUUCCCCAUGCUCCCACCCCCGGGAUCGGUUACCUACGGCGGUGGAACACCGCACCCCGCGCCGGACGUAGCCGACUACCACAACCUGUGGUCCACCAGCCUCGGCGGCGAUGACCUAGUCGCCUUCCUCGACGGCGGCAGCUAUGAGCACUGGCGCUCCUUGUCCGAUUCCGAAAUCGGGUAUCCAGCAGGCUGGCUGAGCGCGGUAUGGAACGACCUCCCCUAACCCCCCCACCAUCUACCAUAUCCAUAUCCUCCAUAUCCAUAUCUAUAUCCUCCAUAACCCUCUGUUGCGUAUUCCCUGAAGUCGAGCUGAAAACAGUCUCUACCGCGUGAUCUCGGACCCAAUCCUCGUUUUGAUAUAUUUUUUUUUCUUUCUGUAUUAUUAUUCGGCAUCACGCAAGCCGUGUGUACUGUAUGCUAUGCUAUGUUAUGCUAUAUCCAGCAUGUUUUAUGACGAGUUACGACCCGCUAGCGAUCUGUAUGUCUGUCAGUUUGUAUCGGUUUUUAUCUAUCUGACUAGACAGUCCGUUUAUGUACUCAGUGGAUCGAUUGAAAAAGUUGUUAUCUUUAUCGUUGGUAUCUAGGGAGGCUCGCACAAUGAUGUUUUGGUUGGAUAGGGUAGGCUAGGA
Molecule: messenger RNA, 3217 nt
Organism: Talaromyces proteolyticus
Lineage: Eukaryota; Fungi; Ascomycota; Eurotiomycetes; Eurotiales; Trichocomaceae
Product: fungal-specific transcription factor domain-containing protein
Exons: 2
Coding region: 1-2811 (936 amino acids)
Biological process (GO): DNA-templated transcription; regulation of DNA-templated transcription
Cellular component (GO): nucleus
Molecular function (GO): zinc ion binding; DNA-binding transcription factor activity, RNA polymerase II-specific; DNA binding
Source: RefSeq, a predicted model, not a curated record